Trichechus manatus latirostris (Florida manatee) is the source of this 1724-nucleotide messenger RNA. It is a transcript of the gene TSPAN6, whose product is annotated as tetraspanin 6. The record is from RefSeq and is a predicted model, not a curated record. The coding region runs from base 136 to 870 and encodes 244 amino acids. Lineage: Eukaryota; Metazoa; Chordata; Mammalia; Sirenia; Trichechidae. Gene Ontology annotation, cellular component: plasma membrane. The transcript is spliced from 8 exons.
GCACAGUGUUUCCGGCUCUUCUCAGUUGUAGGCGCUCGUAAGGUUUCGGCAGUUUCCGGAGAAACUCGGGACCUUCGCGGCUCGCUGGCUCAGUUCCGAUCGCCUGGCGCGGUGGUGCAGGGUCUUAGGCGAGUCAUGGCGUCCCCGUCUCGGAGACUGCAGACUAAACCAGUCAUCACUUGUUUCAAGAGCGUCCUCUUGAUCUACACUUUCAUCUUCUGGAUCACUGGUGUUAUCCUUCUUGCCGUUGGCAUUUGGGGCAAGGUGAGCCUGGAGAAUUAUUUUUCCCUUUUAAAUGAGAAGGCCACCAAUGUCCCCUUCGUGCUCAUUGGCACUGGCACUGUCAUUAUUCUUUUGGGCACCUUUGGCUGUUUUGCUACCUGCCGAGCUUCUGCGUGGAUGCUAAAACUGUAUGCAAUGUUUCUGACUCUCAUUUUUUUGGUCGAACUGGUCGCUGCCAUCGUAGGAUUUGUUUUCCGACACGAGAUAAAGAACAGCUUUAAGAAUAAUUAUGAGAAGGCUCUGAAGCAAUAUAACACAACAGGAGAUUAUAGAAGCGAUGCUGUAGACAAGAUCCAAAAUACAUUGCAUUGUUGUGGUGUCACCAAAUAUACAGAUUGGGAAGAUACUAAGUAUUACUCAGAACAAGGAUAUCCCAAGAGCUGCUGUAAAACUGAAUGUUCUUCGACCAGAGAUGCAAGUAAAGUAAACAGUGAAGGUUGCUUUAUAAAGGUAAUGACCAUUAUAGAGUCAGAAAUGGGAGUUGUUGCAGGAAUUUCUUUUGGAGUCGCUUGCUUUCAGCUGAUUGGAAUCUUUCUCGCCUACUGCCUUUCCCGCGCCAUAACAAAUAACCAGUAUGAGAUAGUGUAACCAGCAUAUCUGCAGGCUUACUCCUCUCCAGCUUUAAAUUUUAGGACACUUAACGUCAACCCUUAGAGAAAGAAAUAUAAGAUCGCCUGACUGGAAGACCACUGACGCUGCUUACCAGUAGACUGAAAAACUGCUGAGACUACUUACCAGUAGACUGAUUCAAUCAAGAUAUUUGUCCAGUAUGUUCUAAGUCCACCUUCUGUCCCAUUCACAUUAGAUCUUUGAAGCGCCCCCCUAUCACCCUGAAACACUGGAAGAGCUAGUAAAUUGUAAACAAAAUACUAUGUUCCUCUUGACUUAUUUUUCUCACUGUAGGGUCUUUUUUUUUUCUUUUUUACUAAGGGGGUCUUUGAAAGGCUAUUUUGAAUGUGCUAUUUUGAUGUAGUGUUGUAAGAAGGAAUUGACCCCUCUAAAUGUAGUGUAAUAGAAACUUGACCCCUCUGAGCUGCCCCCUUCCCAGCCAAGGUUAUCUGGUUUGAUUGUAUUUUGCAUCAAGAAGUUGAAAUGCUGUCAUUAGAGCCAGAGACUCACACUGUGUAAUACAAUUAUGGUCAGUACUUGGAUAGCACUCAUCAGAGUUGCCAGGUGGUGGUAGUGGUCUCUGACCUAACGCACUCAAGACUGAAAGACACUGUGUUCUGGGACACAUCAGGUUUCAGCACACUUACACUUGCCUCCAAAUUAAGGUGUUUGUACUCAUGUUUAUAUUUUCCCUAUUGUCUGAAAGGUUCUAGUCACUACUUUAAUGAUGUCGGAAUUUAUUGUAUUUUCCUUAGGAAUUUAAUUUCAUUAGCUUUAGCUGAUAUUUUCUUACUGGGUUGAUAUGCUUGGUCAGCUUUAGUAGUCUUAGUUUU